Aspergillus bombycis is the source of this 1359-nucleotide messenger RNA. RefSeq lists its product as uncharacterized. Bases 1 to 1359 code for a protein of 452 amino acids. Gene Ontology annotation, molecular function: FAD binding. NCBI's taxonomy places the organism in Eukaryota, Fungi, Ascomycota, Eurotiomycetes, Eurotiales, Aspergillaceae. The transcript has a single exon. The record is from RefSeq and is a predicted model, not a curated record.
AUGACAGGCAAAUGGUUUGAAAGCACGUCCUGGUCAGACACAGGCAGCUCCGAUAAAAAAUCAAACCAAGAAGCACCUGCUCCGAAGAAACAAUAUUCGCCGUCCCGCGGAGCGGCCUUGCCACAGGAUCAAUUAGAAGCUAUCCUCCAAGCGGCAGCCGUCGAAAGAGGUACGGACAUCCGGCGACAACAUAGGGUAGUAGACGUGGAGCAGAACGCAAAUGGUGUCACUGCAAUAGUGGUCGAUUCUCAGGGCAAGGAGACACAAAUCGGAGGCUCGUAUCUCAUCGCCGCAGACGGCAAUCGCAGCACAGUUCGCGAGCUACUCCAGAUCCCACGGAAUGGGCGCGGUCAUAUGCAGACCAUACGCAGUGUCCUGUUCCGUGCUCCCUUGGAGCCGUAUAUGCAGGGAGUGCACCAAUUUAAUAUUGAUCAGCCGGAUCUCAAAGCGUUUAUGACGACCUACAAUGACGGCCGGUGGGUGUUGAUGUUUCACGAUGACGUUGAGCGUGAUGAGCCCACCCUUCGUUCGGCGAUCAACCAAGCCAUCGGUAGAUCGGACAUACCGAUUGACAUAAUUACGACCGGUCGCUGGGACUUAGCAGCUCUUGUCGCAGACACCUUCCAGUCAGGGCGUGUUUUUCUCGCCGGUGAUGCGGCACACACGCUGCCACCGAACCGAGGAGGAUAUGGAGCAAACACAGGAAUCCACGAUGUUGAUAACCUCGCCUGGAAACUCGCUGCCGUUCUAUUGGGCAAGUCAUCGCCCGAACUUUUAGACACAUACGAUGCAGAACGGCGUCCCGUGGCCCUCCUUCGCCAUGAUCAAAUAUUUGCCCGAGCCGAUUACAAAGUCCACCUCGACAAGGCCACGCCCACCGGUAAAAAGCUCGAUGAUAAUGCGAUGGAGUUUGGACAACUGUAUCUAUCGAAGGGCUUCAUUGGAGUCAGCAAUAACCUCCCGCGAGCGCUGAAGCCAGACGAAUGGGCUGGCCAGCCGGGUACCCAUGUGCCACAUUUCUGGGUCACUCAAGGUGGCAACCCCUUUUCAAUCUUAGAUGUGGUGGGUGGGGACUCAUGGGCACUAGUCUCUGAGUCGGCAGAGUGGGGGGACGUGGUGGCUCAGGCAGAUCUCAGAUCAUUGGUUUCGUUGAAGCAUGUUUGCAUCGGAAGAGAUGUUCAAUUUGCUGGCGAAGGUAGCUUCCAAGAGGCACUGGGAGUAUCCGCCACUGGCGCAUCGCUCCUGCGACCAGAUGGGUAUAUUGCGUGGAGGACGGAGGGAAUGCCAGCAAACCCUGCCAAAUGCCUCAAUGAUGUUGUGGCUAAGGUCUCCUUUCGGGCGAAUAGCCGCCAGAACUGA